AUGAACCCCAUCCGCAUCAUCGGUGCCGCCGGCGAAACGUGCCGCGUGGUAAUCCAACGUCUCAUCCCAGCCAUCUCCAAUCCCCUCGUCUUAGCAGACAUCAACCUCCCAGCCGUGGAGUAUCUCAUCGCCAACUUCCCCUCUGGACGAGCUGUCCCCCUCCAUCUCACCCUCCACGACUGCUCCGCACUCCUAGACACCAUGCACUCGCCGGGUCUUCUCGUGUGCGCUGUCGGUCUGCGAAAUGGUCAUCCUGCUAUGGUGACCAAGCGAAAGCCUGCCGUGGGUGCUGGUGCUGGUGCUGGAAAUGGGGGAUUUCUUAUGAAAUCGAUGACCAGCAUCACGGGUACAUAG
Messenger RNA from Aspergillus tanneri, 354 nucleotides. RefSeq lists its product as uncharacterized. The transcript is spliced from 2 exons. Lineage: Eukaryota; Fungi; Ascomycota; Eurotiomycetes; Eurotiales; Aspergillaceae. The record is from RefSeq and is a predicted model, not a curated record. Bases 1 to 354 code for a protein of 117 amino acids.